Striga hermonthica is the source of this 624-nucleotide messenger RNA. NCBI's taxonomy places the organism in Eukaryota, Viridiplantae, Streptophyta, Magnoliopsida, Lamiales, Orobanchaceae. The record is from the annotation of a GenBank genome assembly.
AUGCCGGUCAGACCACCAGUAUCCGGUAUUACCGUGGAACAAGAGGAGACAAUGUGGCGGGUCCGGAUCGGGUCGAGCCCGCCCCGUUGUGAGCGGAUAUGCGAGUCUUGCAGGCACUGCGAGGCCGUUCAAGUUCCCACCACAAACCCACAAGUUAAUAAGGCCCGAGUCGAAAACUCGAGCUCGAAUGAUGAUGAUGAUGAUACCACCAAUUACAAGCCCUUGAGCUGGAAAUUUGGGUCGCCGCGUCCUCUUCAGCCGCUGAUUUCGUCUCCAAUCGAGGUGGGCGGGCACCGGGGCUUUCUUCUCAUCUCGUAUGGCCACGGAUUUUCUGUCAUGCUCGUCGUUUUUCUUGAUUCCUUGGCGGCGGCGGCGGGGCUGCCCGACGGCUUGGUAGCAUGGAGAGGGAGGCUGGGCUUGUUUGUGUCUGGAUGCGGACCGUCCUCUGCUUCUUCGUCCGGCUUCUUUGGGGUUGGAACUGUGCGGGGCUUGGUGACCUUGGCGUGUUGGUUCAAGGUAGUUGAGGUUUUGAUGAGGUCGGUUGGGAAGAUGCCCCCGAGUGUUCUCUUGAUCGGGAACCGUAGGGGUGUGAGGCUUGGCUCGGAAGUUAGAUGGUGUAGUUAA